Molecule: messenger RNA, 3587 nt
Organism: Contarinia nasturtii (swede midge)
Lineage: Eukaryota; Metazoa; Arthropoda; Insecta; Diptera; Cecidomyiidae
Gene: Fas3
Product: fasciclin-3
Exons: 7
Coding region: 262-1623 (453 amino acids)
Source: RefSeq, a predicted model, not a curated record
GUUGAUCGUAGUCUUGUCGUGUAUCUCGAGCAGUUCGAAUCGUUUGGUAAAAGAAAGCGGUACUAUCGUUAUAAGAACGAAUAAAAAGAGAAUAAAUAUCGUAAAACGCAGAAAUAAAGAAGAAGAAAAGAAAAAGAAAAUUCGAAUCUUCUGUACUCGCUGUGUUUAAAUUUCAAAAGACGGUUAGCUCUUCUGAGUUGAGUGAGUGGUGUUUAAGAUUUUAGUUAUAAAAACGAUAAAAUUAUAAGCAACUUAUAAAAAAUGGAAAGUAUACCGGGAGUGAAACAAUUGGUGUACCUGUGUUUGUUUGCCAUUUUGUCAACAGAUCUCUUAUUAGUUCAUGGACAAUCAGUUGAAACAUAUCCACGGAAUGUAACAGUGGCCGAAGGACAAAAUGCAACAUUGUUGUGUCGAGCAAGCAGCCCUCUCCUUACUUGCCGUUUCGAAAUACCUGGCGAAAAAGGAGUCCGACUGUUCGAUAAAUCGGAUUCGGAUAAUUCAAACUUCAAGUAUUUCGGCGAAGGUUUAAAUCAGGGCGAAUGCGGUGUUUCAAUUCAAAGUGUAAAACUAAUACACAAUGGGCCAGCCAAGUGCAUUUUGGGUGGAGAAAAAAGCGACUUUGAAGGCAUAAUCGAUUUGGUUGUUGCAUUGCCGCCAAAACGUCCCGAAAUCAAUAUACACACCAAUAUGAAUAGAGGUUCAUUUGAAAUUGAUCAAGACUUUGAAGCGGAAUGCAUUUCCCGUGAUGGUCGACCAGCUGCAAACCUUCAAUGGUUCCUCGAUAGCGAACAAAUUGUCGAUGGUGUUUCUGCACCACGGCUUCUCCACGACUCAAUUACCGGUCGCAAUACAACCUUGUAUACAGUUGGUAUACAAUUGAAUCGACGUUUGAAGGCCAGCGAUGAUCGUAAAUUCUUGAUUUGUCGCUCAAUACAUCCAGCCGAUCAACAGCAAGAAGACCGUGUCCAACUUAGCGUUCGCUUCCGACCCCAGCCAUUGCAAGAGAACCGUGUGUAUGGUUUGCCUUUGGGACAAACAGCACUAGUGAACGUAACAAUCACCGCAAAUCCACGUCCACGCAUUGAAUGGUCGAUUGAUGGUAAACCAAUUGUACAAGGCCAACAAAAUAGCCGCUUUGAAGCAUACAAUCCAGUUGAUUUGGGCAACGGUACUUACAACGUAACACUGGCGAUCGCCGGCUUAACAGUCGAAGACACAACCAAAACAUACUAUUUACGCGCAUCAAAUGAAUUUGGAUCAUCGGAUUAUUCUGUGUAUAUUAGCUCAUCGCCGCAUGUGGCAGAAACCGGUAUCGAUAUUGGAUCAAUAAUUGGCAUCAUCGUCGGUGUUGCUAUUCUAUUAGUCAUCGUGUCAGUGAUUGUAUUCGCUCGUGCCACCGGUAAAUGGUGCUUUUCCGGUGCCUCAGUAAAUACUGAUAUUGGACCCGAUUCAGAAGCACAAAUUGCACCACACCACGACGAUUAUGAAGAUAAAGAAUAUGAUCAUGAAACGGACGAACGACAUGCGGAAACUCAACACACGGAAAAAAAUGAAAAAACACAACCACAACAGCAGCAACAACAGAGAAAUGGCAACGAACAAAAGACCAACACACCAGUUUAACUCCUCAUUCACAUAAAUUCUUGCGUCUUUUUUUUGUUCGGGAAGAAAAAAGAAAACAUUCGAAGUAAAUCAAGCUCACUAGUUUAACAAAUGAUAAAAACAACUAAAACAACAAUUAGACGAAUGAAGAAGCAACAUACAAAAAAAACUAAACACAAAAAAAGGAUGAUAACAUUUUAAAAGCAAACGCUGACGACAGUUAUGCAUUGAGAGUAGUGUUUGGAAGCAAUGAAGCAAAACAAAGAAAAUGCGUCCGCAUUAUUAUCAACCGAGACUUGUAUGUAAAUGUAAUUGGCGUCGUGAUAAAGAAUUCCAUAACAGUGCAUUGUUGGGCGAAAGUAAAAUAGAAAUGAAAAGUUAAAAAACGGUUAUGAUAUUUGCCGUUUCAUGUUCAAACUUUUAUUGCCAACCUAAAUCAUCAACGAGUGUACUGUUAUAGUGUUUUCUUUAUGAAAAAAAACUUAAUUGUAGCCCGCCGAGUUGUUAUCGAGCGCCUUAUUUGACACAAUCUUAAUUUGAUCAGUGACACUUAAUUUGAAUCACAGCAUGAUUUGUUUCCCAUCUCUUUUCAAUGUUCAUAACACGAUCUUCAACAAAAUAGAACUAUUAAUCGCACAUUCUUUUUUCCCAUGAAAAUACCGGAAACCAAACGAGUGCAAAAUGUCGCCGUGACUAAAUAAUAAUAAACUGUCAUUAAAAAUUCGCUUUUCAUUGCGUGCCGCAUACUUUGUCGUUGGCUUUCGUUCGUUGCUUGCAUUUGAAAGACAUUCCGUGUGUCAUCUGAUUUUAGUUGUUGCUUUUAGCGAAAAAAAAUAUAUAAAUUGUGUAUGCUAUUAUACAAAAAAAAUGUGUAUGCUCUUAUAAAAAUUCGCAUACUAAUCUCAUCUUAAAACAGAAAAAAAACGGAACUCUUUGAAAAAGAUGUCGUUAGCCCAAUUUUCUUUUAAUCUACCCUCUUAUUUUCUCGUAUUUUUUACCAUUUAGAAACGAAUUUCUUUGUAAGACUAAAAGUAUCGCUCACGUGACGCCAAAUUAAAGCCGAAUAAAAUUAUUCGCAGGUCUUCUCGUUCGACAUUCGAAACUUACACAAAGCCUGCGGCCAAUACCGGUCAACGCUGCUUUAAUAAACAUUUUCAGUUAGAAAUUAAGUCAACCAAAUUUUUUUUUCGUAACGAAAGAGAGACAGAGAGGUAGAAAAAACCGAAAAUAAAGAAUUGUUUGUUCAAAGAAAAAUUAAAUAAAAAAAAUAUUCAAAGAGAGAUUCCGUCCUAAUGUUAAAUUCAAGUCUUUCUGCCAAUCAUGCCUUCCGAGAGAUCGCGUCUAAUCGGCCGUGAUUACAUUCACUUUUCCAUGCUUAACACAAUCACACGCUCACACCAACUCACACCAAUUUUAUAAUAACACAUAUGUGUUUUUACUUCCUUUUCUACGCUUUUGCAAAACUCACGCUUUUUUAUUCAUCCAAUUUCAAACAAAAAGAACGAAUAGCCCAUUUCAAACAGCAGAUAAAAAUCAAAGUAAUCAAAAUUAAACGCAAAUAACACCGCUAACACCAUACUUUCUUCUUCUUUUGUUCGUUCUGUUUUAUAUUGGAUCACUUUUCCCCGCUUUAGAUCAUUUUUAAAAUGUGUAAACUUCCGACAGAGGAAGACAAGAAAUGAAAAUAAAAACAUACAAAAAUCUUCAUUUAAUAUAUUUAAUUAGUGUUAAACGCAACGGUAUUGAGUUAAAUAUAUCAAGUUUGUAUUUUAAAACCAUUGCCAUUAAUAAAUAGUAAACUCAAAAAGAAAAGAAAAAAAAAAUUGAAGCAAAGAAAAACCAUUCAAUGAUUUUACAUACAAAAUGUGGAAUGGAUUUGAAAUAAGCGCAGUAGAGUCGGUUAGAUGUAGGAUUUAGAGUUAGUAAUUUAAAAAGGAGAUACAACAGAGAAAUAAAUAAAAUAAUACAAAUAUAAAAUUGAAAAA